AUGCACCUCUCAACCAUCCUCACCAGCCUGGCCAUCGUCGCCCCUGCCAUCAGCGCCCCUAUUAUCCCCAUCUCUAUUGCUGAAGCCAACGCCGUUGCCAUGGCAGGUGCUGCAGCAAUUACUACCCGCGAUACUCCCUCAGCAUCAGUACGCCUUCAAUACUCAAUCCCAACCCCAGAACCAGCUAACAAACAAGGUCCAACUCAACGCCAUCCCAGCAACCCUCCAGCACUACACCGUCCCCUACAACCAAUGCCAGUCGGUGACAGUCUCGUAAGCCCCAACCCUUCCUACCUGGAUGGAAGAGAUACUGAUACAGACAGUGAUGUUUCUGAAUAUACUCUUCACGACGGAAACUGCUGGCUGUAUGAUCAGUCUGGCUGUGGCGGGACUGAGCGUGCUCUUGAGGUUGGAACGCAUAGUUUUGUCCCGUUUCAUAGUGUGAGUAUUUGGUGUACUGCGGUGCAGUGA
Molecule: messenger RNA, 471 nt
Organism: Aspergillus wentii DTO 134E9
Lineage: Eukaryota; Fungi; Ascomycota; Eurotiomycetes; Eurotiales; Aspergillaceae
Exons: 1
Coding region: 1-471 (156 amino acids)
Source: RefSeq, a predicted model, not a curated record